This is a messenger RNA of Silurus meridionalis, 5127 nucleotides long. RefSeq names its product growth differentiation factor 10a (gene gdf10a). Gene Ontology annotation, biological process: BMP signaling pathway; SMAD protein signal transduction. The record is from RefSeq and is a predicted model, not a curated record. Gene Ontology annotation, cellular component: extracellular region. NCBI's taxonomy places the organism in Eukaryota, Metazoa, Chordata, Actinopteri, Siluriformes, Siluridae. Gene Ontology annotation, molecular function: cytokine activity; growth factor activity.
UUUGGUGGCGCUCAGUAGAAACACGCGCACAUUCAACAGGUUACUCCAAACACUGCGGAGUCUCUCCUGAUACUGUUAUUCAGCACGUCAACAACAGGAGAAAAAACUACUAAAUCUGAUUACAUGGACAAUUCAUCAAGAAUGUCGUCUGCAUGCGCAAUCUAAAACCUUUGUAGAGUUUUUUUGUUUUGUUUUGUUUUGUUGCGCGCUCGUACUUUUUCAGCUAAAGACCGUGCACUUGGAUUUUAUUUCUAAAUCAUGGCGUUUAAAUGCAUUGUUUUGGUGCACCUGCUACUCUUUUCCAUCAUGCAUAUAUCUGGCUAUAAAGUGGCAGACUUCGUGUUGGAUGUCCCACCUGGUGAUGUCAGUGACAGCGAGGAAAGCGACAGGGUUUCACGGCAUAUGUUUAAACUCUACGAGAAAUACAACAGAGAACAGCACUGGCCAAAAAGCACCAAUACUGUGAGAAGUUUUAAAGCCAAGCCUGAAAGCUUGGAUCAACGAGUUUUGUAUCACCUAAAUCUAACGUUGCUUCAAGAGUCUGAGCUCGUUCUCACCUCCACACUUCACUUCUUUUUUGACAAGCGUCCACGCCAGAGGUCUUCGAUCUGCAAGCGCUUCCACGAUUCUUUGUGUCGCAUCCAGGACCAUCAUUACUUACCGCCAUUUCAUCUUUUAUUCCGAAGUUGUUCCGCUGAUUCACCUUUGGGCUCAAUGAUAGGAAACAUCACUUUUUACCCACACAGUAGAGGGAUAUGGCAAACCAAGGAUGUGUCUCAAAUAAUAAAGGAAGCAAGACUCAGGAACCAGGCUGUGAUAACAGUGGAGUUUGACUAUGGCAAAAAAUAUCAGAGGUACCAGGACCUCUUGUCAGCCUUCAGCCUUCCAUACAUCCUAGUGUAUGCCAAUGACCAAGCAAUUUCAGAGCCCAACAGUGUGGUCAUGAGUUUACAGAGGUAUGACCCGUUCCCUGCAGAUGAGAAAAGCCCUCAAUCUUCAAUCACUUCAGCUGAUAUGCGAGUUAAAAGGGACUUGUAUUUUCCUGACCCUAUCCAGAACAACGAGCUUCCUGAGGUGGAGUAUCACAGCUUUAAGGAGCAUGAUAAUUGGGAAAGUACUUAUCUAGCACUGAAGCCAAAGCCUCCCAAAAAGGAGCAGAGAAAGAAAGACCAAGGGAAUGUUGACAGGCCAAACAAGUUACAGGUUCUCAGCUUUGAUGAGAAAACCAUGAAGAAAGCACGAAGGAGACAGUGGAAAGAGCCUCGCGUGUGUUCCAGGAGGUACCUGAAGGUGGAUUUUGCAGAUAUUGGCUGGAGCGAAUGGGUCUUGUCCCCUAAAUCCUUUGAUGCCUACUAUUGCGCAGGAACGUGUGAAUUUCCCAUACCUAAGGUUGUUCGCCCUUCCAAUCAUGCAACCAUUCAAAGUAUAGUGAAGACUGUUGGUAUCAUUCCAGGCAUCCCAGAGCCCUGUUGUGUACCUGAGAAAAUGAACCCACUCAGUGUCCUGUUCCUGGAUGAAGCCAGAAACAUUGUAUUAAAUUAUCCAGACAUGUCAGUGGAGACAUGUUCUUGCCGAUAGGCACAGUGGUCAGUGGAAUAACCACAUGUGGAGACACAGGCAUGUCUUGUGGUUACAAAACCAAAAUGAAAUGUGAAGAGGCAAAUUGUCUGUAGCUGCCACAUACUGUACAAUGAACACUGCAAAGUUAUGUAAUUCUGAAGGGCUUUACACACUCAUUCGUAUUUACAGUUUUCUUUAUUGUAUAGAUUCUUUACUCAUAAUGAUGAACUGUAUCUCUGAGAAAACACUCUGUAAAUGUAUUAAGAGGUUGGUUCAGUAGUUAUUGCAUUGCUGCUUUCUUUAAGUCGUUCAUUUUAAUGGAAAAUAAUGGCGAACAGUAAAGAUUUUUUUUUUUUUGCAGAGAUUUUCAAUAGGAUGCAGAGUUUAUUUAAAUUAUGCUUGAAAUUAAAAAUAUCCAGAGUAGUAAACACUUCUAUAGUACAGCAAGUCCAAGCACAAGGUAGUCCGAAUGCGUGGCAUUUGAAUUCAUUAUUUUAUGUCAAUAUGUAUUGCAUAACAUCAGCAGACACUCCACAGCUGGAGAUUCAGCUUUGAAAGCAGGCUUCAGUUUCACGACUGUUAAGCAUUGAACUACCAAUAAGCCACUCAUAUUUGAAAGUUUUCCUUGGAAUAUUUCCAACUGGUUGUGUGUCAGAUAUAAACUACUCACCAAGGUCACCCAUGUGUUAAAUUAUCCUCAGACAGGUUGUGUUACCUUUAGAGAUGCUAUCAGAAUUAUGAUUAUGUAUUAUCUCCUUAUCCAUGUCUACAUAACAGUAUUUAAAAAUUGACCUAAGUGUGAAAGAUUUGGGGAGAAUUUACUUGUAUACAAAACAUAAGGUAAGGUCAAUGAUACAGUAUGAUAUAUAUGUUAGAAAAUGUAUUUUUGUAAAUGUUUGUUUAAUUUUAAAUUAUGAGCUGAAAUUACUUAUAUGUAUAGUGAUAUAUAUAGAAACUGUAUUUGUAAAAGUUUUGGUUUUGUAACAGCAUCUUGAUAUUUACUGGUAAACACAGGUUUUGUUUAGAGUCUUUUGUUGUUAAGAUCUCUGAAUAACAUGUGAAGAGGGUCACCACUGAUUGCUCUCUGAAAGAACCCUUCUCCACUUCGACAUCAAAAGAAAGGAUAGACGAGUUCUUGCUUCUUCUAGUCGACGUUUCAAACCCACUUCAAGAGCAAGCGGGCCUUUGAGAGCAGGAUGUUAACGUUUUUCUCACAACAAAUGAUGUCACUCCUUUCAGACACACUCAAGACAUUGUCAUCCACAGCAGACCAGAAAGCUAAUGAUUUAUAUGAACAUUAACCAGUUAGUGGUAUGAUUUUUUUUUUUUAAUAAGAUGAAUUAGUUUUUUGGUUGAUGUGUAUUUCCAAAACAAAUACAUGAUGUGGUAAUAUUUAUGUAAUGUGUCUGAUUCUCAUGAAUGCAUUUUCCAGAUUUAUGACUGUCAUGUGGUACCAAGUUAAUGAUACAUUGCACUCGAAAUGCUUUUAAAUCAUUUUUGGCAUUUGUAUGAUAUAUUCUAUACAAAUAAUGAAUGUGGUAUUGAGAAGAUGGUGAAUGAAUUCAUUUCAAAUGAUUUUAUUAAGUUUUUACAAGUUCAUUAUAUAGCUAGCAUUGACUUCAAUACUAGCACGUCAAUAGAGCUCUUUAAUUUAGCAAAUCAAACAUGUUUAAAUUUGUGCCUUACUUUUCUUACUUACAUUAUAGCAACCAGCACCCACUAAACAAAUUCGACAUAAUCACCAAAAAGGAAUCUCCAAUACCAGGAUCUGCCUUGAACUACUUCAAUAACGGUAUAGGUUUUAUCAGGAUGUAAAUAUUAGGCAGUUUGCCAUUUUCAAAUGAUGCCAAGUCAAUAAAGUCUGUAACUAAGAGACAAGUAUUGCUUAUGAAUGGAGAGAAGACAUUUUAUAUACAGUUGAAACAUUUCCUUCCUCAUCUGAUUAACAGCUACUGCAAACUGGUCACUAAUUAUGACAGUAUUAUACUGGAAUUUCUUCCACAAAUUGACGACAUCCAGCAGUAAAAACUGCUGAGGAGGAACGUUGACUUUCCUAUGAACUCUCUCUCUCUCUCUCUCUCUCUCUCUCUCUCUCUCUCUCUCUCUCUUACUCUCUCUCUGUUUUUGAGAGAUCCCCAUAGUCUGCAUGUGAUUCUUAUUCAAAAUAUAGUACAGAGCUCCCUCCACAGGACUGUGAGUGUAUGUGUUUGGGGUCAAUAACUUAUUUGUGAUAUAAAAACAUACCUACACUGAUGAAUUGACUUUUACUCAAUAAAAUAUUAUACAAGUCCUCUUAUAAUAGUACUCUUUUUUCAUACAUUUACACAAAACUCACACAAAUAUUUAUUCCUUUGAAAUUGACAAAAAGAUACCAUACUCAACAUGAAUUUAAGAGCUAUAAAUUCUGUAAGAGUUAACUGAUUAUUUUUAGAAUAAAUAGAAAGAUAAUUACUGGUUUACCUUGUUAAGCAUUUUUACCAGUUUAUAAUGUUUUUUUUGUUUCUUUGUUUGUUUGUUUGUACAAUUCAUACUACUUCAUUAUGACAAUUUCAUAGUAACCACUGUCACAAAUGGAUUUUUGCAACAUAUUAGUAUCUAAUGAGUGACAUGAGCCUAUUAGCUGAUUCUCUAAUAUUUAGAGAAUGGCCAAAAUUCAUAAUGUUUGCUCAUUCUGCUUUCUAAAUCCCAUAAGGUGACUUCUUUGUAUAUUACUGCUAAAGAAGCUUGAAUGAAAAUCAGUAGAAAUGGUUGAAGAGGAUAUUUAAACAUCUAGAAUUUUGAAAACAUUUUACAGUCAAGAUUAAUUAAAUAGUUCAAGUUGAGUUUGAAUCAUUGUUCUUUAAAUGCUAUUCUGGACCAGUGAUCAUAAUAUAACAAUUUAUGACAAUGUACUAGUUUAUUGCAUCAUAUAUGUCAUUUCUUGUUGAAUUGAAUGAAUCAUAGAUAAGCCUGUUAUUCUGUUUUAUUGUGCGUAACAAAUAAUAUGCAUUACAUACCCCAAAUGAACAUCUAUCCAUAUGCAGUAAUCUAGCUUCAUGUACUUGGACAGACAUUUUCAACACUUCAUUUAAAAUAUUUUACAAUCCUUAAGUCAUUAAGUACUCAGUGACUACAAUGACAAUUAAGGAUGAACUCACACAUGCUUCUUUGCCUUUAAAGCAAGACUUUUACUGACAUAAUGUGUCACCAAAUAUAUAACAUAUAAUAUAAUAGUAUAUCAUUUUCCAAAACAACUAUUAUCAAAUAAAUACAGAUUUUUUUUGUCCUUUUGUUUUGAUGAAUGUGACUUUAUCAUAAUGAUUAUUAUAUUAAUCAUCUUAAUUAUAAAGAUGAUUAAGAUUCCAUUAUUACUUAAAGAAGUUAUUACUUUGACUAUAGUGCAACUAUUAACAACUAAUUCAUACAAAAAUAAAAUGACAACAAAAAAAACUACUGAUGGAUUAGUCAAGUUGCUAGUGAUUAGUGAAAUGUCUAGACGUGGCUCUAUAUUUUUAAACCUGAGAUUUAUAAGGCACUGUUGGCUGUUGCAGCCUUGAAAUAUUAGUAUUGUGUGGUUCCAUUUUUUCU